Molecule: messenger RNA, 2919 nt
Organism: Medioppia subpectinata
Lineage: Eukaryota; Metazoa; Arthropoda; Arachnida; Sarcoptiformes; Oppiidae
Source: the annotation of a GenBank genome assembly
AUGAAUGACUCGCUUAAGAAGAGUAUUGAAGCCAAAGAAGUCGAGUCUUUGAGACAAUCGUUGAGAGAAAAGGAAAAGUCUUCAAAACAAUCGAGUCCUUCACUAAAGAACAAGAAAUCUAAAGCGAGUGAUAAGUCGAGUGUUAAGACACUCACAGAUAAAACAAAUAAAGAAAUCACUGCUCAGAAACCAAAGACUAAAAGUCCCACAAAAGAAUACAUGAUAACUGAAUCCAUAAGAAGUGUCUCUUCUAUAAAAGAAUGCGAAUGGAUGUUUAAGAUCAAAGAGGAAGGGUUAGUAAUGGACACCUAUAUUGUCAAACGGAUUGAUCCCAAUAUAAUCAAUCAAUUUGGUGGACAUAACUUCGACUGUAAUGUCAAAUAUCAGAAUGGAAGCAAUGGUCGUAUUGUCACCAAAUGUACGAAUGGUUUCGAAGACAAUGGCACACAAUUUGAUGCCAAAGAUGUCAUAUUCAGGGCAUCCAAUGAUAAAACCAACGAUUGGUUUAUUAUUUACAACAAAAAUAAUCCCAAUAUAUGGUGUUAUUCAUUCACUUCCAGUACAAGACUCGAGACAAAUGCCACCAAAUGUGAAGAAAAGAUGGGAAUUAAGACACCAUUUCUUAAUUCAAUGGAUCCGUUGCUUAAGGAGAGUAUUGAAGGUAUCUUUGAAUAUGAAGAGGAAGACACAAUCGUCGGACACAGAAUAUUCUUCAAUAUAAACGCCGUUCCCAAAGACAUGUUUCCCAACGCCUCCCACAGUGACGCCCAAAGAGUCGUCUUACUGGCCAUGGAUUAUUACUGGAAUAUGUAUUUUUGUUUCGACGAUUAUAGUUGGUUGUUUCGUGCACUGCUUAUGGAAAACUGCAUUGACUGCAUCGUGGAAGAGUAUGUGGAGUGGAAGUGUCCGUAUUGUCCCCACGAGGGGACCAUCGACUGGAAGCGACCCAUUGGCGACGAACGUUAUGCUCCGCCACCGGCCCCGGCGCCAGCAUCGCCUCACACCACCGAAACCAAUGACUACGGAACCGAAAGCGGCUCCAAGUUUAGCACCGGUACAGACGCGGCCCAGAAGACGCGAAAGUGCUUAAGAAAGUCGUUAAUGUCUUUGAAUGCUAUUCAAUGCCAAAAGUAUUGCGAUUUACUCCAAACCAAUGGUAAAUACGAUGGCAUUCAAGUGUUUUUCUCGGAUAUCUUGAAUGGGAAUGUUAUGUACAAGAAUGGCAAACAAUGGAAGUUUGGUAUCGAAAAUAGAAAUAUAACAAUGGAAAAGGAACUUACACUUGGAAACGAUCACUACAACACAGCCAUAAUCAAUAGAUUUGGUGUCGAUGGUUACGACUGUGAUGUCAAAUAUCAGCCCGGAAGCAAUGCCACAAUUAUGACCAACUGUUCCGAUGGCAGUGAAGACAAAACCUCUCAAUACGAUCCCAAAGCUAAAGAAAAUGAGGUCUUAAGGAAGACAUUAACAGAAAAGCAGUCCUCAAAACAGUCUAAAGCCUUACUAAAGACUCCGCAGUCGAGACUGACUGAUAAGUCAAGUGUUAAGACAUCAGUGGUUGAACCCAAGAGAGGAACCGCUACUCAAAAACCAAACACUAAAAGUCCCACAAAAGAUAAUUGCAAAUAUAUUAAAACAAAUGACAAAUACGAUGGCAUUGAUGUCUAUUACUCGACGGUUCACAAGAAGUAUUUCAUGUAUAAUAAAGGCUAUGAAUGGAAAAUUAGUUUCGGGAAUAAAGACUUUGACACCAAAUUCGAGGGCAAUAAUUACGACCGAAAUAUAAUCAAAAGAUUUAGUGGCAAUGGUUUGGACUGUUAUGUCAAAUAUCAGUCUGGAAACACCGGCGAUAUUGUGACCGAAUGUGUUGUUACCACUGAUGGCAAGACAUACAACAUCGACACCGACUCUCAAUACAAUCCCAAAGAUCUCAUAUUCCGGGCGACGAAUAAGAGAGACGACAAUUGGCUCAUCGUUUACAACAAAAAUGUUGCAAACAUUUCGUGUUAUUCUCCAAACGAAAGACCAAAGGAUAGACUCGUGAAGAAUGCGACCAAAUGUCUGGCGAAUGUGAAUCAAAACAAACUAUUUGUCGAUUCCAUGAAUCCAUUGCUUCGGAAGAAUAUCGAGGCUGUCGUCGACUUCGGAGUCGAAAACAAAAUCUUCCUUCACUUCAUAUUCUUCAAUAUAAACGGCAAACCCAUGUAUUGCUCACAAAGUCUCGGCGGCUCUGAAUGCAAUUCAAGUUUGAAAUACUUGUUACCGGAGUGUUUCCCACCGCCGCCCACAGAGACGCCCAAAGGGUCUAACACGGGAUUGAUUAUUACUCUAAUUGUUGUUAUUGUGGUGAUUGUCGUCGUUAUUGCGGUGUAUUUCAUAUGGCAAAGAGUGAAAACGGAUCGAAUGAUCGAAGCCAAGCGAAGAGCAGUGAAGGAACUCACCUGGAUAGAUCUCGCAAAACGUGAAAUAGGAAGUAGAAGACAUAAUCGCAGGGCAAACAUCGCUGAAAUUGAGAGACAUUUGGACGAAUUCGCUGAAGGUGCACAUCCACCGGACGAUUUAACGACCAUUAUUGGAGAUCGGACUGCGUUGAGGGAAUCGGUAGAAUUUCUCGAUUCUGCGCAUUUUCAUUGGCAUAAUGAAUUUAACCGACUCGCUAGAGUCCAUGGUUACAAAAAUGCAGAGGUUGCCCAACAGGCUGUCGACGACAGACAACCGGCCGACUGUUGGAAGAGACUGUGCGGUGGACGUGCCCGGUUCGUGCCCACAAUGGCCCCAAUGCUCCCGCUGAGCGGCAGUGGACGCGACCCACCGGCGACGAAGUUUAUGCUCCCCCACCGCCGGAACCGCCGCUACAGCCGCCGGCGCCCCAAGAAUAGGACUUUACCUAAGACUCAGUCGUUGAAAGGCAACAAAUAG